Molecule: messenger RNA, 1166 nt
Organism: Aphanomyces invadans
Lineage: Eukaryota; Oomycota; Saprolegniomycetes; Saprolegniales; Verrucalvaceae
Exons: 1
Coding region: 56-1012 (318 amino acids)
Source: RefSeq, a predicted model, not a curated record
CCGAAUUCCAAAUCCGACGUGCGUCCCCUCGUUGAGGCGGCAUUUACGAAGUUCGAUGACACCUGCCACCCGCCGAGCCAUUUCUGCCGCCGUGACAGGCUUUGUCGCGGAUGCCGCGUCCAUGCCACUGCACUGGAUCUACGACCCGAACGAGCUCGCGUCUCUCGUCGCCGGCGGCAAGGACCCAGCGUUCUUUUCGCCGCCCGCGUCGAAGUUCUACGACUACCCGUUGGGUAACUUGUCUCCGUAUGGCGAUGAAAUCGUGUCGCUGGCGCAGUACCUGGCGUCCCACUGCACGUUUGUCGCUACCGAGUAUACCUCUGCAUCGUACGACGCGAUGAAGGCAUACACGGGCCGCCUCAACGGCGUCAUGCGCGACUUCAUUGGGAACGUAGAAGCUGGCAAAGUAUACCCCAACGUGGCAAGCGACCACCCCGACACGCAAGGUCUGAACAAAGUGCCACUGCUCGUGGCUCGAUUCGCCGGCGACCCCAACUUGCUUUCGAUUGUGCGCGACGCCGUCCAGGUGCAUCAACACCCCGCCAUUGCCAUUGAAACGGCGGUCGCCGGCGCGGCCAUCUUGGAACAGAUUGUCCUGCACGGAACGACGGUUCGAAGCGCCAUCGAAAGCGCCGCGACCAAUUCCGCAAUUGAUGCAUCGAUCCGUGACAUUGUAACAAGCGUGCUGGCUGACGUCGCCAUGUCGCAAGAUGUUUCGGCCGCCAUCAACAAAUACGGCAAGUCGUGCCCGUUGCCAGGCGCCUUCUACGGGAUCCUGUUUGUACUGCUGGCGAACGAUGGCGCCGUCGACAAGUCUAUUCAAUCCAAUAUCUUGGCAGGCGGUGAUAACGCCGGUCGGUCCAUCUUCAUCGGAGCUGUCACGGCGGCGGCAGCUCCUGGCGGGACCAUUCCUCAACCAUGGACGGCGGCCACAACCAGAUACACCGAGCUCCACUCGCUCGUCACGUCAAUCGUGUCCAAGAACACGGCGUUGUCUGCUAGUACGACCUGAGCAGUCUUCAUCUCCAAGAAGUUCCUAUUGCCAAUGUCUUACUUCACUCGUGACCUUCAUGGAUUUGCAACGCCAUUGUCUGGAAUCGAAGGCGGCAUGAACACUGACGGAUCGAAAGAAAUGCGCCAGCUUCGACACACGAAGGAUAGAGCUG